Thunnus maccoyii (southern bluefin tuna) is the source of this 6556-nucleotide messenger RNA. RefSeq names its product galectin-related protein-like. The record is from RefSeq and is a predicted model, not a curated record. Gene Ontology annotation, molecular function: carbohydrate binding. The transcript is spliced from 5 exons. The coding region runs from base 643 to 1188 and encodes 181 amino acids. Lineage: Eukaryota; Metazoa; Chordata; Actinopteri; Scombriformes; Scombridae.
GUCCAUGAAUGUGAGUGUCCACUUCAUUCACUAAAAAGCAAUUAAUGCUCUAGGAUCAUAACUAGACAGAAAUGGGUCUAUUCAGAGCUAUAUUUAGCUCGAUGUGCAGGCGUGCAGUAUUGUUCAAUCAUUCAAAAGUAUUGAGUGUGCAGUGUGCAGGCUUUGGCCAAUUAGGCCAGAUAGCCUCCGUGUCACAUUCAAAGUGAAUAAACGACUCAUAAGUUAUUCAAUCAAAGUUAUCUGCUGGGUUUUUUUCCCUGCAUAAUCUGGAAAAUGAAGCCUAAAAGAGUCCAAAGAGCAUGUUGCCUAAUUGGGUGAAGGGUUGAAGAAAAUCUGUCUGAUUAGCCUUCUCCAACAGACGGGGAUUAAGCUUUUAGUCUGUAAUUAUUAUAAAGCAUACGUCAGCAGAUAUCCACCCAUUUCAGACAGCCAGUGGAGCGGAGGGAUGUCCUGCUAGGUGACUGCGCUCUGUGCCAGGCCCGCUCAGACGUGGAGACCCUGGAAUAGGAGCAGGAACAGGAAUAUCCUCCUGAGUCAGUGCCACGACGCUGACACACACACAUUCACACACACACACACACACACGCCCCGGCAGGGCUGCCUCUGCUCCGAUAAUAAGCAUCCUAUGCUAUUCUGCUCAAGAUGGCGGUGCAGGCAGCGGAAAAGGACGGAAUAGUGUUGAAGAAUGUGGAAGAUGAGCAGCUGAACGACUCGCUGGGGAACCCCGGCCUCAUCUCACCUGACAAGGAGGAUUUAUCACGUCUCCUGACGGUGCCAUUCAGCGGACGCAUCCGGGGAGGCAUGCGGCCAGGAAAGAAGAUCAUAGUGAUGGGCAUUAUUGAUUUGGAGCCAGACAGCUUUGACGUGAGCCUGACCUGCGGCCGCGAAUCAGAGAAGGAGGAGCCGCCGUUUGACGUGGCCCUGAAACUCACCGCCCGCUUCACUGACCGCCAGUUCCUGCGUAGCGCCCGGAUCUCUGGGAAGUGGACGGAGGAGGAGGCGUCCACCGCCUAUUUUCCCUUCAUCCCCGAUCAACCUUUUAGGAUUGAGAUCCACUGCGAGCACCAGAGGUUCCGAAUAUUCGUGGACGGACACCAGCUCUUUGACUUUUAUCACAAAGUAAAAUCUUUGGCCUCUAUCGACACAGUACGGAUACAAGGAGACCUACAGAUCACCAAGCUCGGUUAACUUCCCGCUCCAGCUCUGCAAAGUCGUGUGUGAAGCAAGGACUUGAUCACAGAUGAAAACACACACACACACACACACACACACACAUACGCAUGCGUCUGUUACGUCAUCAUCCAUAACCCAUCAUGCAACACUGCAGCAGCAUAGCAACUGGAAAAAAAGUCUCCCACAGUAACAAGUUAGAGUUCCUCUGCUUUAUUUCAUUCACUUCUAUCCAUUCCUUUCUAUUUAACCAGGAUCUGAUAUAAUGAUUCUUUGUGGGUGAAUGUGUUUGUUCCAUUUUCAGGUUUUUCCUCCUUGUAGCCCCAGUUUUUGUCAGAUCAGGGAUCUCACAGCUUAUUAAUAGUGCGUUCAUUUUCUCAUGUUGAAUCCUUUAGGGAUGCUGAGACAGAGGCAGGUGUGGAAAAUAAACUCGGACAUUACGAAACCAAAUACUCAGGAAAAAAAAUAUCUGGCACUUAGCUAAUAUGAAAGCAAACUGUUGUUGAGGCGUGAAAACCUCCAAAAUUGGCGAUUAAUCAGAUGCUUUAACAUAAAUUGUCCUGCAAAAUCUCUUAGAUAAAAUGCAAAUUAAAUCUUUUUGUGGCUCACGAUGAAGAUUUUCACCCAGCAACAGUGACAUGUAUGCUGUAAACUUCUGCUGUAUUGGACCUGAGCAGUGUUUAGAUACUAAAACUGAUCCUUGAUUAAUUCCCUCAAAGGCAUAAACAUGAUUUUUCUAUAAGAUAAAACUGGUUUAAAGCAAAACAUUUUAGUUCGUUUGGUGCUUUCAGAUUUACUCAGUUGGGUGUGUGAUUAUUGCUGUAGUUAUCUUCCAAAUCUCAACCUGCGGCUGAUAAGAGUCGAGUAUUACACCCUGUUUUCUCUGUGCUGAUGUGUCUCCAACUCCGUAGGCACUCCCCUGCCUUCCCUUGGGUUUAUUCCAGUUGUCAUGGUAACAACGCUGCAAUCUCACCGACCUAAAUACCCAAAAAAUGAGGAUUAUAUCAUGAUAAGAUGUAGCAGAAAGCGUCCCAUACUGUGCACUGCGUGUGUUGGUAGUUUGCACUCAUUUUAGCGUUCACUGCAGCCGUUUCUCUUGUUGAUAGAAAGUUCUGCUGCUGAACAGGAAGUUGCUGAACUGGACUCUGAUGUCUGUUGUUUCACUCACAUUUUUCAUCUAAACCUCAUCCAAGCUGCACACUAAUAAGAUAUGCAACUUCUCCUCUGGCAUAAAAAAAAAAAAAAAAACCCACAUACACUCUAGUCAAUAUUUAGAAGAAACUGUGCUGUCAAAGUGUGCAGGUGUUGGCUGAGUGCAAACUAAAAUCCAAAACAUUCAGUCGCAUUCGGCGGUCAGUUGGUUGUUUGGAAGCAGGAUCAGAUCCUGAUGGUAUUUUGAAUGUAUAGUAUUCAUGUUUCUAUAGUAGUAUAGAAGAUAUAGUAAUGCACAAGAUGAUUACUCAGUGUCACAGUUUUUUGGUGGUAUGGCUGGUGCUGUUAUAGUCCAUUUUCUGUCUGACAGUAUGUCUUACUUUUUUUUUUUUUUUUUUUUUUUUUAAGUGUUUCCUGAAUCAUUCCACGUUAGCGUCUUGUCCACACUGAGGCAGAUUAGAAGUUAUAAAGCAGUUACGUCCUUGUUUAAUGCAGCCAGCAGGUCUUAACAAGCACUGUUAAGUCUUAUAUGCAUCGCAUGGUUUUAACUCCGCUCUAUUCCGCUCUGCACAAGACGUAUUUUUCCUUCACUGAGACAGAAAGGAAGUCAUGAUAAAUACACAGUGAUAGUUUAGGUGACGUGCAAAGUAAAAACUCACAGGUAUGAAAAGUAUUAUGUCUCAAAGUGCUCCGUUUACACCUCUUAGAGGAGGAACAUUCACUAUGCUCUGCAAAGUUUAACACAUACAGCUGUAAGAAUAUCACUACAUAGAUUUCUAGAUGUCACUUUCUAAUAAGUCACCCUUUAUAACAGGUUUAUAAAUUGUACCUAAUGGCAUUUUCAAUGGUUGAUAAUGUUAAUACUUUUUUAUAAGCCAUUAAUGAGAACAACUUUUGGGUUUCCGGGUUCUUUUUGUUUGUUUAUCCUCUCAAUUGAGUAAUAGUAGAGCUGUAAAUAUUGCUAAACCGUCUAAUAAGCUAUCAGGUCGUCAGUUAACAUUUAAUAAAUUAUGCUGAUAAAUCACAGGUCAUCGGUGCAUCAGAGUUUUCUGUAAGAAGUCCUAAAAAGCUAAAAAGAUGUGUGAGUGUCAUACUGCAAGAGGAUUUUUCACAACCCAGGCAACUCAGAAGUUGUUCUUAUUAAUGGCUUGUAAUUGAUCUAUAAAGCAUUAGUAAAUUAUGUAUUAACCAUUAAUAAAUUCAUGAUUUAUAACUUGGAAACCUUUUAUAAAGGAGGACUUUACUAGAAAAUUCAAAAUAGACGACAGUAAAACUUGAACCAGGUUGGAGAAGCUUGUUUGAUCACCUUUGUAGUCAUAGAAGCAGAUGUUAUACUUCCUAUUUAACUGAAACGUGUCAUGGUUCAGAGCCGCUCAACACAGUGAAGAGGGAAAGACUUUUGUUGGUACACCUUUUCACGAGGCUGCACAGAGCUACCGUUAAGAUUUUUUUUCAUUUUGUUGAUCUUAUGCUUGUAAAAGGUUUUUCUCAUCACCCUUUUGCUGCUGUGAAUUUGGAGUAAGCCAUGACAUCUGUGCAGAACUUCUCUCUGCAGAUCACCGCGGGGCGCUCGUUAAACGAUGCGUGCCAUGUUUUCACGCUCACGUUAAUGAAGCUGCCUUUAGAUUUCUGUGCAAACUUUAAAGAAACCUCUUUGUUUAACAUCUCAGUGAGCUGCGGCUGUUGUGCGGCAUUCAUCGAAAUACAGAGAUGCUGCUCACUGUACAUGCAGGCACUGAGCAUUUACUAAUUCCUUUCACGUAGCAAUAAGGUUGCUGCUCCCAAACUGACUGCUCCGGAGGCAGACUUGUUUUCUCCUGGUUGGUCAGACGGGGUCUUCCUGAGUGCCAGAGCUGUCGUUUUCGCUUUGGCAGGCGCUGGUUUAUUUCGGACACAAACAGGAAACAAGUUCAGUUUGGUAUGAGAGGGCAGUGAGAAGUGCAGCUGUGAGCCAGUGCGAUGCAUCAUUACUCCAGUAUUACAACAGAACAAAUAAUGUGUAAUUGUGUGGACAGGGUGUGUUUUUGGGUACUGUUUUUUUUUUUUGUUUGUGUUCUUUCUUUUAACAAUUGACCAUACAUUUGUAAUACUACAAUUUCUUGUAAAACCAUGUUAAUAUACACUAUGUAAAGAUUAUGACAUUAACUCAGCGGUAUGUUUCAUUGAUGUAGAAACAAGAUGUGUGUUGAAGUGUAAUACAGAUUACUGUUUUCAGCUCCUCCGCUGUCGUUUAUAGCACACGGAGCCAAUGGGGGAGGGAGACGAACAAUUCGAGACUUCCUGUACUAAAGGGCUGGAAAGGGAGCUCUUCAUGUUUGCGUGUGUGUUUGUGCAGGGAGUGUGUUUUGCUUAACAUAAUUAGCAAAUUGUUCUUGGGACUGUUGUGAGUGUUUUUUCCCAUUAGGUUUGCUGCACGGUUGAGUGUGGUGCAGGUACACGAUAAGCAUGCAGGGUACUUGAGCUUACUUAUUCGGUACUGGUGCACUUUAAAGAAGGCGUUGGUGUCCACUUAGGGGACUCACAACUGCUUGGUAUUCCAGUAAGCAAAGACACACAACCGGUACAUGUGCUUGUGUAUCUGGAAAACCUCAACAUGUGUUGUGUUUCUUCCUGAAAUGUAGUGUUAAAUACAACAGAUCCCAGUCAUUGAUCUCCUAAUGAUCCCAUGUCCUUUGAAGAACAAUCCUGGGAAAUGUAAUUAUUCCUUUUCACUAUUAUUUUAAUUACCACCCUUUAAAAGUAUAACUAAAAAUAACUGAAUGUCAUUCUCUUCCUGAUUGUAAUCUGAUGAUAAAUGCCAAGGCAGACAUACUGUUUAUUUUCACCUCAGUUAUUAAGGAUCCCCGUUUCAUACCUGUUCAGAUCUAUUUCACACUUUCUACCCUCAUUCAAAAGUCUGAUGUAAGAGAAACAGUUUAUUUGACCCAGGUCUGUAUGUUACCCUGCUUUUGGACUUUGGAUGUACAUAUUUAUGAACGUGGCCUCACAGGCUUCGGUUUUUACACAAUGAAUACCAAACUGAGUAACAAGCAGAAAGCAUUUUGUUGUGCAUGUAAGCUAGUACCUGGCGAUUUUAUGUACAUGAAAGACUGAGGUAUUGCCAGUUUUUGUUCGGAUCAAGCAUGCUUUUAUGUUCUAAACAUCUAUCAGGCGCUUUGCAAGGGCAAAUUUCCCCUUGUGGGUGGAUUUUUCUUUGGCCUCUUUAUCUUUAUAGCCUAGUUUAAAUGAAGUUUAGUACAUAUCCAAAUUACAACCUUUGAACACGAACAUUAGGAUGCACAAAGCAAGAAUAUAAACUUAAGUAUCUAAUUAAAGCUUUUUCUCCCAUGACGUUGAACAAGUAGAAUAACAAAAGGACUUAAUAUUAAGUGCUAAAAACCUAGGUGGCUGUUGCAAGAACAGCUACAUCAUGAUGUCCAUUUAUAAAGUGUCCUCUGAGUAGAAGUAGGCUGAUCUGUUGCUAAUGUAUUGUGUGGUUGUACAAUCAUGUUAUCAUUUCUAUUUAUUACAGUGUAACCAGCAGGGUUGUGCGUGUGUGUGUGUGUGGUAAAGUCAUACCUACUGUAUUUGGUAACAUACUAAUUUUUGCUGUUUAUAUGAAGGCAUCUUGAAAAGUUGAGUUUUUUUAUAAUGAUGAGUGUUCUGGGAAUUUGUCCAGAUGAAACUGAAUUUCGGACCGUGAUGUCAAAGACAAAUGUCAUGCACAAAUGUUAACAAACUAAUGAAAUUAAACAAGUAUUGGGUCAAACUACCCCCCUGUAGAUUCUUUCACUUUGAGAUUUUUAACCAUAAAACAAGGCAAACCAUCAUUUUGAUUUGGUGUUUUGUAAGUUUGAGCAUCACCAGGGUGUUGCCUGCUGUAACUUUGAUCUUCUGAAAGUCUUUCAUGUUACAGAGCAUCAUGUUGGCCCCCUCUCUGUGCUGUUUGAUCUGUUUUUUUUUUCUGUGGUUUUUUUUUUUUUUUUUUUUUUUUACAGUGGAGCAGAUGUCUGUUCUGUCACCACAAGAAACGUGAGCCCUCUUAUGUACAACAUGAUGUCAAAUUCCCGAGAUAUCCUGAAGCGACCCUGAUUUUGUGUCUCAUUGAGAAUGUGCACUGGACCAGUAUUUAGAUGAAGACAGUAACAUUCUGCCAUUGUGUUAGAUCUCUCCAAAUGUUUCUUUUUUUUUUCUCCUCAUGCUUUUGUAAAAACAGCUUCUUUGCAAACCAUUAAACUUCUCAUCUUGGAAGGUG